AUGGAGGUCUGGAACGAUCUGAAACGGAGAUUCUCACAGCGAGAUGCCCAGCGAAUAUCCAGCGUUCAAAACGAAAUCUACGGAUUGAAACAAGGUAACCUCUCCGUUAAUGACUACUACACUAGAUGUCGCAUAUUGUGGGAGGAACUGAAUACCUUGAGGCCAUUACCUGUCUGUAAAUGCAUACCUAGAUGUGCUUGUGCUUGUGACUUAGUUGAUGAAAUCAGAAAUGAACGGGAUGUGGAUCAGGUCAUCCGUUUCCUUCAAGGUCUAAAUGAAGACUUCAAUAGUCUAAAAUCAAAUAUCCUUGUUCUUGAUCCUCUACCAGAGGUUUAUAAAGUAUUUGUAAUGGCCGAAAAGCUUGAAAGGCAAAUUAAUCUAGCAAGUUUGAAUCUAGACAGUCUGGAAAUCAAUCAGGUUAAUGCUGUUCAGAAUAGUCAAGGCUCUGUGUCUGAAAAUACCAUAGCUGCUGCUGUGAACAAUUCCAAUUCCAAUUUUAACAGACGAGGUAACGGGGGAAAUAAGAGUGCUAAGUGCACAUUUUGUGGGAUGACUGGGCACACCGUUGAUAGGUGCUACAAGAAGCACGGCUACCCUCCGGGAUGGGUGUCGGGCUUCAAAUCCAAGGGAAAACAACAACAAUUUGCUGUUGCUGCGACUAACAAUACAGGGAAUAUGGCUAUAGAUUCUGAGCAGUUACAAAGGAUUAUUUCCCUUCUCCAAACGCAGGUUGGACAAUCUUCUAGUCCCAACACCACAGCAGCAGUAUCAUUAAUCCCCAAAUUCAGUGAAGUGCAGUCAGCAGAUGAAGGCAAGCAAUCCAUGCCUCAUAUUAACUCUAUCUUGAUAAAUUCUUCUUGUUGGAUUCUUGAUUCAGGAGCUACCAAUCAUAUUGUUUGUUCCCUGGAUCAUCUUGUUAGUCAUCGAGUUGCUGUCAGAACAGAAGUGAGCUUACCAACCGGAAAAUGCAUCCCUGUUGAAAACAUAGGAGAUGUCAAGCUUAAUGAUGAUUUGUGGCUAAAAGGGGCCUUGCAUAUUCCCACCUUUCAGUUCAAUAUCAUAUCAGUGAGCAAGCUUCUUCAGGAUACUCCAUACAAACUAAUCUUCAUGUCUGAUGAAUGUGUUAUUCAGGGGAUUCAUGGAACAGUGGCUGGUAUAGCUAGACAGGAAAUGGGAUUAUACAUGUUGAUGUAG
Ipomoea nil (Japanese morning glory) is the source of this 1194-nucleotide messenger RNA. RefSeq lists its product as uncharacterized. The record is from RefSeq and is a predicted model, not a curated record. NCBI's taxonomy places the organism in Eukaryota, Viridiplantae, Streptophyta, Magnoliopsida, Solanales, Convolvulaceae. Gene Ontology annotation, molecular function: nucleic acid binding; zinc ion binding. The transcript has a single exon. The coding region runs from base 1 to 1194 and encodes 397 amino acids.